Knipowitschia caucasica is the source of this 318-nucleotide messenger RNA. The record is from the annotation of a GenBank genome assembly. Lineage: Eukaryota; Metazoa; Chordata; Actinopteri; Gobiiformes; Gobiidae.
AUGCUUCUUCACCACCUCCUGCUGUGCUCUGGUGUGUGCGUAACCCUUUUGUGGAUUUACAUCCCGGCUGCUUUCUUCCACAAUGAAAACCACGGGUCACUCACGGGGCUCUGUUGUACCUUUUCUUUGACCUCUUAUAAAUAUGCACGAAGUGGCCUAGGAUUAGAGCCAGGGAUCCUUCAAGCUGCUCAGCGUGAUGGAGGUGAGACCUGGACCCGCUCUGGAGGGUCCAAGGACAACACAUCUGGUGAAGACAAGAUCUCAUUGCCCCUAGACCUGCUGCCCCCUCAUUACAAUCCACAUUCUGACUCUAUAUAG